Messenger RNA from Penicillium brevicompactum, 219 nucleotides. RefSeq lists its product as uncharacterized. Bases 1 to 219 code for a protein of 72 amino acids. The transcript has a single exon. The record is from RefSeq and is a predicted model, not a curated record. Lineage: Eukaryota; Fungi; Ascomycota; Eurotiomycetes; Eurotiales; Aspergillaceae.
AUGCCUGCCAUUGGAAUCGAGUCUCGUGUCAACGGAGCGCCGCCUUCUGUUUACUCGGUCGUCAAACGAGGAAACUGGGCGGAUAGGAAUCGAGGAGUGGUGCUUGUAUUCUGCAUCGUGUUUCUUGUUGUUGUUGUUGGUGUCAUUGCAUUGUUUGCGUAUCGACGGAUGUUGAAACGGAAGGCCGACAAGGAGUCCUAUGAAACGACCAGCGAUUAA